Molecule: messenger RNA, 1738 nt
Organism: Cornus florida
Lineage: Eukaryota; Viridiplantae; Streptophyta; Magnoliopsida; Cornales; Cornaceae
Product: probable magnesium transporter NIPA4
Exons: 9
Coding region: 364-1404 (346 amino acids)
Biological process (GO): magnesium ion transport
Cellular component (GO): membrane
Molecular function (GO): magnesium ion transmembrane transporter activity
Source: RefSeq, a predicted model, not a curated record
GUCGGAUAGGAGUGGUCAUUAUUUUGGUAAAACAAUCAAAAACCCCAGUUUACACACUCUCUCCCUUUCUCUCCGAUCUACCUAUCCAAGAAACCUCAGUUCCAGCUGUGCCACCAACUCUCUCUCUCCUCUCUCUCUCUCUCUCUCUCUGCAAGCACCGGCAGAUCUUCCAAGCUUCAUAUACAGCCCCGAUUACACAAACAUCUCUCUAUACUCGCACAUAUAUACAUACAUACAUAUAUAUAUAUGAAUAUGUGAGAUCCCACUGGUUAUUUCUUUUGAUCAGUUCGUCUUUGUGAUCAAUGAAAUUGAAGUUACAAUUAUACAAGCUCAAUGACCUGUGAGAACUAGGGCAAUUCAGUAAUGGCGGCGGAGGUUUCUCACAGCUGGAGAGACUCGUACAAGGGCAUGUCCUCUGACAACAUCAAGGGUUUGGUUCUGGCAUUGUCGUCAAGCGUCUUUAUUGGUGCAAGCUUCAUCGUCAAGAAAAAGGGCUUAAAGAAAGCUGGUGCUUCCGGAAUUAGGGCUGGAGUUGGAGGCUACUCAUACUUAUAUGAGCCACUGUGGUGGGCAGGCAUGAUAACAAUGAUUGUUGGAGAAAUUGCUAAUUUUGCAGCUUAUGCUUUUGCACCAGCUAUUCUGGUCACUCCUCUUGGUGCACUCAGCAUUAUUAUCAGUGCUGUGCUUGCACACAUUAUUUUACGGGAGAGGCUGCAUACUUUUGGGAUUCUUGGUUGUGCUUUGUGUGUUGUGGGUUCUACCACAAUUGUUCUUCAUGCUCCUCAAGAACGUGAGAUUGAUUCCGUGAAAGAAGUUUGGGAUCUUGCUACAGAGCCAGCUUUUCUCUUUUAUGCAGUUCUGGUGAUAAUAGCUGUGUUUAUACUUAUAUUCCACUUUAUCCCACAAUACGGCCAGACGCAUAUAAUGGUGUAUAUUGGAGUUUGUUCACUAGUUGGCUCCUUAUCGGUAAUGAGUGUGAAAGCACUUGGAAUUGCUUUGAAGCUAACUUUCUCGGGAAUGAAUCAGCUAACAUACCCUCAAACAUGGAUCUUCACUGUUGUUGUUAUUACUUGUGUGAUCACACAAAUGAACUAUUUAAACAAGGCCCUUGACACAUUCAACACAGCUGUUGUAUCUCCCAUAUACUAUGUUAUGUUUACAUCUUUUACCAUUUUGGCAAGUGUGAUAAUGUUUAAGGACUGGGAUAGGCAGAAUCCAACCCAGAUUGUCACAGAAAUGUGUGGGUUUGUGACUAUCCUUGCUGGAACCUUCCUUCUUCACAAAACAAAGGACAUGGUUGACGGUUUAUCUUCUUCCAUGGCCUUGCGACUUUCCAAACACAUGGAAGAGGAGGACGGUUUUGGUUCAGAAGGCAUUCCUCUCAGGCGGCAGGACCAAUUGUGAUCCGCCAUGAUGUAUUUUCUUUUGAUUCCUACCAUUUGCACAAACUCAUGCGUCGUCUUUGGGGAGGGGACCUCACUAAUGUCAACCUGUAUUUUAUCACAGAUUUCGACCAACCCCCGUCAUGUUCUUUUCUGGAUACAGUUGGAAGGGAUGAAAUUUUUUUGGAUUUCAUUUGCAGCUUCAAAUGGCCAAAAUCUUUUACCUUAUACAAGGGAUAACUGCCAAAUGUAAUACUGCCCAAGUUGGUUAUAUAAAUGAAUCUUUUCUUCACUUUGCAAAGAACUUCCCCCAGCUACUCUGCCUUUUGGCAUCAAUGCGUGAAAUUAUUUGGUCA